AUGUAUAGCUAUGAGCCUAGGUCUCCUAUGAGUUUGAAUUUGGCUUUGGUUCGGGUACUUCAUGCUUGUGAUUUCUUGGAAGAUAUGCAAGACAAGCUUGAGUUAGCAAAGUUGACCAUAAGGCAAGUUCAAGGGCGAGACAAAAGAUUAACUAAUAAGCAUCGUCGUCAUCAAGAGUACAAAGUUGGUGACAAGGUUUUUCUUAAGCUGUCAGAUGCACAACGGUCUCCAAAAGGAGGUGGCAAUGCUAAGUUGUCUCCAUGUUAUUGUGGGCAUUGGACAAUUUUACAACAUGUGGGGGAUCUUGCAUACACUUUGGACUUGCCAGUUAGUUUAAAGAUUUAUCCAACGUUCCAUGUAAGCAAGCUUAAAGUGUGUUUGCACUCUGGUGAUGUUGUGGAUCAAUCCAUCAUCCAGGUCCUAGAGAUUGAUGUAGAGAAUGUUGAUUCGACUAAUAUUCUUGCUCAAAGAUUGGUGAAAACACGUUGGAAGACAACUAGGGAGUUGUUAGUUCAAUGGAAUGGUUAUUCCAUGGACGAAGCUACAUGGGAAACUGAGGAUGACGUAAAGAGAGUGUUUCUAAGUUUUGGUUAUGACUUAGAUAACAUUCCUAAGGAAGGGGAGAAUUGA
Messenger RNA from Selaginella moellendorffii, 630 nucleotides. RefSeq lists its product as uncharacterized. The transcript has a single exon. NCBI's taxonomy places the organism in Eukaryota, Viridiplantae, Streptophyta, Lycopodiopsida, Selaginellales, Selaginellaceae. The record is from RefSeq and is a predicted model, not a curated record. The coding region runs from base 1 to 630 and encodes 209 amino acids.